AUACCCUCAGUAUGGUACAAUACUGAUAAAUUAUCAUGUAUAUGGCCUAAACAUAUGAAAACUAAAUACCGUAUUAACAAGGCUAUAAUAGCAAGAGAGAUGCCUCGAGAAAGGUCUGAUUGGGAGGAGUUACCAAUUAAAAGAAUUUUCGGUGGAGCAAAUACUUAUGAGCAAAGUUUACAAAAAUUAAGUGUAGCGCAAGACACGUCAAAUAUAGAUGACACUGGGAUGUCAUCAAAUAGUUUAACUGAAAAAAAAAAAAGCAAAGACGUAAGAAAGCUAAGAGACAAAUAUCAUCAUCUUCUUCUUCUUCAGAAGAAGAAGACAUCUGUUUAAAAAAUAAAAAAAAUAAACUAAAUAUAAGACAAAGUAAAAUACUGCCUCCUUUUCCUGACAAAGAAAAUUCUCUAUCAAUUGAUAAAGACAUUGAGAAGCCUACACAAAAUAUUACAAAUAUUUUACAUGACAAAAAUGUUAUUAAUCCUAUGAACAGUAAUAAUAAAAAUAACAAGAAGCAAAUUGCUGCGAAUAAAACAAACCUUCAUAUGCAAGAUUUUUCUGAAAAUGCCGAGAAUUAUACUUAUGAUGAGUUCAAGAAACUGAUUAUAAGAAAAUUGAACUCAAUAUCGUAUAAAUUAGGCAUUAUAGAAAACAGAUUUAAUAUGCUAGAAGAGAAAAUUCAAUUUUCCUGUCAUGAUUUUGAUAGCCAAGAAUGCGAUAUCCAUUUCCCGAUUUCUACAGUUACUGAGUUAAUAUCCUUUGAAGACCAAUUACAGGAAAUCAAAUUUAGGGAUACAGUUCUUAACGUUUUUAAACUUGUUGGUGGAGUUGAUGCACAUGCCAUGAUACGAAAUAUUAUGAAAAAAGUAAUGACAGAUACUUUAGCCCAAAAUUUUAGCUGGACAGGAAAAAGAAAUAAGCGUAACUUUAAAGAUUUAAAUCUUUCUAAAAUGAUCAUAC
Temnothorax curvispinosus is the source of this 960-nucleotide messenger RNA. RefSeq lists its product as uncharacterized. NCBI's taxonomy places the organism in Eukaryota, Metazoa, Arthropoda, Insecta, Hymenoptera, Formicidae. The annotation marks the transcript as partial. The record is from RefSeq and is a predicted model, not a curated record. The transcript has 5 exons.